Messenger RNA from Aspergillus lentulus, 1494 nucleotides. RefSeq lists its product as uncharacterized. Gene Ontology annotation, molecular function: lyase activity. Gene Ontology annotation, cellular component: periplasmic space. The record is from RefSeq and is a predicted model, not a curated record. NCBI's taxonomy places the organism in Eukaryota, Fungi, Ascomycota, Eurotiomycetes, Eurotiales, Aspergillaceae.
AUGCAUCUUAAUCUGUCGUUCCUUAUUGCCUUGCUCCCUCUUGCCUCCAGCUUCGUCCACCCCGGCCUCCUCGUCACGGACAGCGACAUCACCCGCGCACAGAAAAAGAUCAAAGCAAACGCAGACCCAUGGAUCACCUCCUGGAACGUCCUGACCCGUCUGCGUUUCUCCGACGUCAGCUACACCCCUUCACCAGCCAGCGUUGUCUACCGUGGCGACUGGGACGGCAACACCGCAAACGCAGAGGACCUAUGGCACGACGUCGCCGCCGCAUUCAAUCUCGCCCUUCGCUGGAAAAUCUCCUCAAACACUACCUUUGCCGAUGCAGCGAGCAACAUCCUCCAUGCCUGGGCAACCACGCUAACCGCCCUCGGCGGCGGCGACGACAAGUACCUGACAGCUGGACUGCAGGGGUACGAGCUCGCCAACGCCGCCGAGCUGCUCCGGGACUACGAGCCGUUCGCGACGAAGGUUCUUCCAUCUGUGAUCGAUAUGGCUAAUAAGAUUUUUAUUCCAAUGCACUACAAGUGGUUGCGCCAUGAGGAGCCCUCGCAGCAUAACAUCCUCCACUUCUUUGCAAACUGGGAGCUGUGCAAUAUCGCUUCUGCCAUGGCUAUGGGUGUCUUGACAGACAACCAGACGGUAUGGGACUUUGCGGUGGAGUAUUUCAAGCAGGGGGAGGGAACCGGCGCGAUCCAUAAUGCCAUCACGGAUAUUGUGGAGGAACCGGGCACGGGAACGCCGCUAGGCCAGGGCCAGGAGGCAGGUCGCGAUCAGGGCCAUUCAGCGCUGGAUAUCCAGUUACUGGCGGUGGUUGGACAGCAGGCCUGGAACCAAGGGGAGGAUUUGUUUGCGUUGAAUGAUAGUCGUAUUCUGAGCGGGACCGAGUACUGGGCGCGGUAUAACCUAGGCCACGACGUCCCCUUCGUGCCCUACUCCAACGGCAUCGUCAGCUUCACGGAAAUCAGCAGUGCGUCUCGCGGCGCGAUGCGGCCGACCUGGGAGCUGCUGUAUAACCACUACGUGGUGAUCAAGGGGAUGGACGCACCCUGGACGACUAAGUUUCUCAACGAGUCUCUGAACUAUUAUGGCGGCGCAGAAGGGGGCGCAGGGUCCUGGGGUGAGGGGUCAGGUCACUAUGAUGGACUCGGCUGGGGAUCGUUGCUGCAUCGCUUGGAUGAGUCGGAUGUCGCGGCUGCAAGUUCUGGGGCGAGCACGCCGACUGCUCCGCCGUCGGCCGGUAAAGCGGUCUCGAAGCUACCGCAGAGUACGCCUGGUUCGAGUCCUGCGGUAUCCUCUGGCGGAAAGUCAACUUCGGCAGCGGCCGCGUCUACGAGUGCCUCUAGCAGUACUCCUUCCCCCUCUUCUCCAGGCACGAGCACCCCUGCAGCUUCUGCAGACCCGCGUCCUACUGAAGCCGGCCAGAAGCCCGGUCAUCGUGGACACCGUCAUGGACACAAACAUGGGGGAUGUCGUGCGCAUUCACGAGUCUAG